AUGGUUCGAUUGUUCCUUCCCUUCGCUUUCCCUUUCUUCCCUUUCCGCCCGCGCCUUCUUCGUCAGGUUGCUAAUCUCCUGGGGGGCUCCUUCUUUCGACCGGCUGUCGCGCUAGGCCAGAUCGGGCUCUGGCUCCGUCCCAUUGGCUGCAGCGUUAUUAAACUUGUCCAUUCCGCCGAUGGGUCGACCUGCAGCGCCCACCCACCCAUCCACGAUGCACCACCAUUCAUUCGGUUGCCCAUUCACAACUUCAUCUCUUCUGCACUGCUUACGCUGCCUGCCGGCACAAUCGCCAUCCUCUGUGCUCGCUCUACCAUGGCACAUCAUCCGCCACCUCCCGUAGAUCCCCACUACACGCGCUCCCUGCCCAAAAUCGAGCUUCAUGCGCAUUUGACUGGUAGCAUCACUCGACAGUGCUUACACCAGAUAUGGAACACAAAAAAAUCCCGCGACCCUGCAUAUGCUUUGCUGGACCCUCUUGUCGCCAUGCUGCCGGAAUACGACAUCAACACCUUCUUCCCCUUGUUUUCCACCUACACCUAUAAGCUUUGCAAUGAUCUCUACAGCAUAGAAUACUCCACCAAGGCCGUGCUCCAAGAUUUUCAGCAAGAUGGCGUGGUUUAUCUUGAGCUCCGGACCACGCCGAGGGCCGUUCCUGAAGCUGCUAUAACCAAGAGUGAUUAUGUCAAGAGUAUCCUCACCAUCCUUCAAAACCACAACACCAGCCCUGAGAAUACUAUGAGAGCGUACCUGACAUUAUCUGUCGAUCGACGUAAUUCGCCCGCCGAAGCAGAAGAAGUCGUCGACCUUGCGCUUCAAUUCCAGUCCGCAGGUGUGGUAGGGCUGGAUCUGUGUGGUGAUUGCGCAAAGGGAGAUGCCCGCACUUUUUCCAAGGCCUUUGCCCGCGCAAAAGCUGCAGGGCUCAAGGUAACGCUGCACUUUGCAGAGGUUGAAGCAUCCGCUACCGAUUUAGAACUCGAAACUCUUCUGUCUUUCCAACCCGAUCGCUUGGGCCAUGUCAUCCAAGUCAAAGACAUAUUCAAAGAGCAGAUUGAGAAAAACGGCAUUGGCAUCGAGCUUUGUCUGAGCUGCAAUGUACAGGCCAAGAUGAUCAAGGGUUCUUAUCCAGAUCAUCACUUUGGAACUUGGCGACAUAGUAGUGUUCCUCUUGCUUUGAGUACAGACGAUGUGGGUGUCUUUGGUAGCCCCUUAUCCCAGGAAUACUUUCUGGCAGCUACUCACUUUGGACUCGAUCGUGGUCAGCUCAAGGCGUUGGCAGAAAGGCCAAUUCCUUGUAUCUUUGGGGGAGAGGAUGAACAAGCACGACUUCGCAAUUUGUUCUCACAGUUUAGUCAUGUAUGA
This is a messenger RNA of Periconia digitata, 1362 nucleotides long. The record is from the annotation of a GenBank genome assembly. NCBI's taxonomy places the organism in Eukaryota, Fungi, Ascomycota, Dothideomycetes, Pleosporales, Periconiaceae.